GCGCGUUACCAAACUACCAUCCUCUCUGGUCCUUUAAACUACUGAAGAUUACUUUUUAUUUUCUCAGUUUAGCUUUUACAGUUAGUCAUUGUUAGUAUGUUCUCCUUUUCUCCAGGAUAAUAUCCACUUCAGCUCUUUGCUACUCAGCUCUGCUCCGUUGUGUCACUCACAUUGUUAUUAACACUGAAAUCCGUAGACUUUUAAACGGUUUGGAAGUCAACCACACAUUAACUACUAAACUCUGCUCCAUCCACUAACUCCAAAAGGAAGAGCCGCGAAGAACACACCACACCACAGAUGAUCUAAACUGAAGCAUGAUGAAGCACACAAACAAUUGGCGCCAGGCUACUCCAUCAGUAACUGUCGGAGUCAAACCCAACAGUUCAAACUCUCUCCAAAUCAGAAGAGGACUCCGUCUUAAAAGAAGCAACGGCCAUGAUGGCCAGGGCCCGCCUGGAAAAAGCCAGCCAAGCCAUCGGGAUGCCAAAAUGGCCAUGCCCCCAACUAUCGUCAUCCAACGGCAGGAAAUGGCAUCGUUCUUUAGACUUCUUGAUGACAAUGUGAUCCAUGACUUUCUGUGUAUGGACUGUUGCUGUAAAAUGGCUGACCAGUACCUUCUAGCCAUGACAUUUGUAUACUUCAAACGGGCCCACUUUACCAUUCCUGAAUACAACAGGAAGAACUUUUUCAUUGCACUGUAUCUUGCCAACACCAUGGAGGAGGAUGAAGAGGAGAGUAAAUAUGAGAUAUUUCCAUGGGCGCUAGGCAAGAACUGGAGGAAGCAGUUUCCUCGCUUCCUCAAGCAGCGAGACCAGCUGUGGGCUCGCCUGGAGUACAGAGCUGCCGUCAGCAGGCGCUGCUGUGAAGAGGUGAUGGCGAUCGUGUCCUCUCACUUCGUGUGGAAGCGAGAGCGGUCAGAGCACCACAGCGGUGCCCAGCGACAGUACGGGGCUCGAGAUCUUGCGCAGAUCCCCCGUGGGCCCACUGCCUCCCCGGUCCCCUGUGCCCUCUGCAACAGCAGUGCCAGGUUAGAUCCGGGCCCAGGUCCCUAUUCUCCUUUCCGAGCCUCUUCUGCACAGACCCCAAAACCCGCCUCAUUACACCCAUUCACCACCGCUCUGAGUCUGCAGAUCACCCCACCCAGAGCGGCAGGCUCUCGCAGGAAGGUAGUGGAGACGAAGAUCCAUGCGCAGCAUUCUUUCUGCUGCUGUGCGGAGGAGGUUCCCAGAGUUGAGUCUUCCUGCGGCUCCACAAAGGACACCUCCAUGGACUGGAUCAGUGAGGAGUAGAGUCUCAGAGCCUCAGCAUGCUGACCCUGCGCUUCUGUGUGUUGUUGUCUCUCCUCAAUACUUUACAAUGAAGUAGAGGUCUGAGUACCAAUGAACCUCUCUAGUUUCAAAAUAACUGGUCAGAAAAAAACGACUCGCACUCUAAUGGAAACACGCAGAAACACUGUUGUAAAUACUUGUUAAACUUUCACUGAGUUCUUUAUUUAUAUAUUUAUUUAUGUACUAAGCACUUUGUGAUUAUUUUUUGACGGCCACUUGUUUGUACACAGAUGUUAAAUGAAUGCAAAAGGUAAAUAAGUGUGACAUUUAGGAAGAAUUAACAUCAGUCACUGCAUUCUGGGAUUCUACCGGCUGUGUUUUUACUACUGUUGCCAAUGUGCCUGUUUGAUAACCCAACA
This is a messenger RNA of Eleginops maclovinus (Patagonian blennie), 1687 nucleotides long. RefSeq names its product speedy/RINGO cell cycle regulator family member A (gene spdya). NCBI's taxonomy places the organism in Eukaryota, Metazoa, Chordata, Actinopteri, Perciformes, Eleginopidae. The record is from RefSeq and is a predicted model, not a curated record. The transcript has 7 exons. Bases 315 to 1289 code for a protein of 324 amino acids. Gene Ontology annotation, biological process: positive regulation of cyclin-dependent protein serine/threonine kinase activity. Gene Ontology annotation, molecular function: protein kinase binding.